This is a messenger RNA of Marchantia polymorpha subsp. ruderalis, 3989 nucleotides long. The record is from the annotation of a GenBank genome assembly. NCBI's taxonomy places the organism in Eukaryota, Viridiplantae, Streptophyta, Marchantiopsida, Marchantiales, Marchantiaceae.
ACAAGAGAAACCUCCGAUGCUUCAAUGGAAAUUCAGCAAUGGCGUUGGAAAAUUCAAACCUGAUUUCGUUCUUUGUUCGUCCCUGCAGCGGACGGAGAAGACUGUCGAUUCUUGGCAUGUUCAAUUUUAAUGCGCCUGAAGUGUGAUACUUAUCAACAAUUCGCUGUUGAGCAUCAUUUCGCUAGGAAUGUAUCGAAGCAUUUCAUAGGUGACUCUGGAGCAGCGUGAACAUUAAGAAUUCAGCAUGGCGCGAGCAAACUCCAAGUAAGAGUGGUAAUUGGAGGGAAGCAGAGCUCGGAAAUUGUUUCUAGUCAGGUGUUGCAUCGUGUAAGGGACAGAAGACAGUAAGGGGAUCUGUGUGGUGGGUUAUGGGGAAUUGAGGAAUCGUUGGAAUUCGUCGGAGGAGUCGAGAGCUCCAAUGCAGUACAAGGAGAGUAAUCUGCUCGGAGCACCUUUCAGGGGAGGCUCGCUAGCAUGGGCUUCUCCGACCCAGUUGCUUCUGCCUCUGGGAUCGCGCGUCGCGCUCACGGAUUUGAAGCUGUCAGAAAGCAACACUUUACCCGGGCAGCACUCGGGUUAUGUCGCUCGAAUGGCAGUGUCACCCGAUGGAACAUUGAUGCUUUCGGUUGACACCAAGGGGCGUGCUCUGCUUUUCAACGUGAGACGUCGCCGCUUACUGCACAGGCUCAGAUUCAAGGGCCCUGUUAGCGCCAUCAAGUUCAGCCCCGACGGUUCCAUGUUUGCCGCAGGAGUUGGCAAGCUUGUACAGGUGUGGCGUACUCCCGGAUACCGCAGGCAAUUUUGCGCCUUCCAUUUGCUCAAGACUUUCGUCGCACAGGAUACCGUCACGUGCUUGGACUGGAGUCCCGACAACGAUUGGAUCAUAGCAGGAACCAGAGAUCUCGUGUGCAAAUUGUUUUGUGUGCACAGAUUGCCUGCAUAUCACCCAGUGACUCUAUCAGGUCACCGCGAUCCUAUUGUGGGGGUUUACUUCACCAAAGACGACUCCUCCCUCAAUUCUGUCACUGGAGCCUACUCAGUCUCACGAGAUGGGGCGCUUUUCCACUGGCAGUUCCAACAAGCAUCUCCUGAAGUUCUUGCUUCUUUGGAGGCUUUAGCUGCUGGAGGCUCUGAAGAGCCUGAAGUUGUCGCCGACACGGUCAGAAUCGCAGGUAGCAAGACUAAUGGAACGAACUUUAGCAAGGAUGAUGCAGACGACGAUUUCACUGUAGUGCUGAAUCCGGAAGAUGAAGAAAAUGUUAACAAAGGUAAGAAGAGGAAGAUGAGGUUAAUAGAGAAAGCAAGAAAGAAGAAGUUAAGGCGGAAAAGAGAAGAAGCUGAAGACGAAGGUAAGGCGACAACCACUCUAGACGAAGAAACACCUGGAAGCGGCGAGGAAGCUGUUGUUACGGGAAAACAAGAACAGGAUGUCUCUGAACAACAGGAAAGAGGAUUUGUGGAUCCAUUGAAAGCUGAACUCCAAGAGAGGAAACUGAGUUGCUCUCGGUUGGACAAAGGGCGAUGGGAACUAUCUAAGAAGCAUUUCUUCCUGCAAAAGACGAGCGUGACUUCUUGCAGUUAUCACCCGCGCCUUAACCUGUUGGUCGCUGGAUUCGCAACGGGCACUUUUGGGCUUUAUCAGCUUCCGGAAUUCACCUGUCUUCAUCUGUUGUCAAUUUCGAGGGAUAAGAUCACUUCAGCAGCAUUCAACGAAACAGGAAACUGGCUAGCAUUUGGAUGUGCAAAACUGGGUCAGCUGCUAGUAUGGGAGUGGCGAUCCGAAACCUACGUUUUGAAGCAGCAGGGUCAUUACUUCGAUGUCAAUUGCGUCGCCUACUCUCCUGAUUCACAGCUUUUGGCCACUGGUGCAGAUGACAACAAGCUAAAGGUUUGGAACAAUUCAACAGGUUUUUGUUUUGUAACUUUCACGGAGCACACCAAUGCUGUCACUGCAGUUCUCUUCCUCUCUGGAAACCGCGCUGUCGUGAGUGCAUCUUUGGAUGGGACGGUGCGAGCUUUCGAUUUGAUGCGUUACAGAAAUUUUCGAACUUUCACUACUCCCGCUCCUACGCAAUUCAUUUCACUUGCCGCGGAUCAAAGCGGAGAGGUGAUAUGUGCGGGCUCUCUAGACACAUUUCAGAUAUACGUGUGGUCGAUGAAGACAGGUCGGCUUUUGGACAUGCUGAGUGGACACGAUGGCCCCGUCUAUGGUCUUGCCUUUUCACCAACUGAUGAAUUGUUGGCGUCAUCCUCGUGGGACAAGUCCGUGAGAUUAUGGGACGUUUUCAAAGGCAAGGGUGGGAUAGAAACCUUCUCACAUACACAUGAGGUGUUGGCGCUGGCCUACCGACCCGAUGGUAAACAGCUUGCUUGCAGCACCCUAGAUGGCUCGAUACAUCUGUGGGAUCCCUUAGAAGGGGUUCUUACGUUUACUAUAGAAGGACGGCGUGACAUUGCUGGUGGAAGGCUCAUGUCCGACAGGAGAACAGCUGCAAACUCCAGUUCUGGAAAAGCUUUCAACACCAUAGCCUAUACAGCCGACGGACGUUAUUUGCUGGCCGGCGGUACCAGCAAGUAUAUCUGCUUGUACGACGUUUCUGAACAGGUGCUGCUAAGAAGAUUUCAAAUCUCGUACGAUAUGUCUUUAGAUGGAGUUCGCGACAUGUUAAAUUCAAAGAAUAUGACAGAUGCCGGGCCUCUCGACAUGAUCGACGACGACGACAGCGAUGACGAGAGAUUUGAUUUCAUGGGCAAGGGACAAGGACUGCCAGGAACUGCGAAAAAAAACACAAGAACUUCCGUGCGGACCAAGUGUCUACAGAUUUCACCAACAGGGCGAUCAUGGGCAGCCGCAACCUGUGAGGGUGUACUGGUCUUCUCUAUGGAUGACGACUUGAUAUUUGAUCCUACUGAUCUUGAUGUGGAUGUUACUCCAGAGUUUAUUGAGGAAGCAAUGCUGAACAAGCAACAUGCACGCGCUGUUGUGCUGUCUCUUCGGCUGAAGGAGAUCAGUAUCAUUCGACGGAGUAUCGAAGCUGUCCCACUGAAUGACAUUUCUACUGUCGCUCGGUUUAUACCUUUGACGUACCUGGGCACGCUUUUGGGGGCUAUCAAUGGCUUCUUGGAGAGCACUCCACACCUUGAGUUUCUAUUGGAGUGGUGUCAGGAGAUAUGUGUUGCCCAUGGAAGAGCUAUUUUGGCCAAGAAUAAGCAGCUAUUGCCUCUCUUGAGAUCCUUGCAAAAGAGUUUGACAAGGUUGCACGAAGACCUGUCAAGCGUUUGCUCCGCAAAUCAGUACCUUCUGCAAUAUGUCUGUUCCGCUCCAGCGGUUGCUCCAGAUUUGCCUCAGCUACGGCUAACAAGUCAAUAGACAGGGUGAGGAAGGUGCUGUUACGGCGAUGGGUGGAUUCGGAAGAAAGCGCCUACUUCGGUUUCGCAUCAUGCUCUGAAUGUAGAUGUGCUGCUUAUAUGAAUGGCCGUGCGGAUCCGGUCCACAUACAAUCUGUUCAUGCUCCUCGACCACUGUUCCAAAUGUAUGGUGACCACUGAGAAAACAAAUAGCGACUAUUUUUAUACCACUAGUUUAUGGGUCAGUCGAUCCAUUCAAUUUUUGUACCAGAUUACAUCGAGUCAUGUAUAAUGUCUUCGUCAUAAAAUCAAAGAGGCCACAGUUUCGCGAGAGUGAGAUUUUUCACAUCUUAAAUCGGUGCCCCUCUCCGAAGUUGCCUCCAGUUAUUGCUUGAGUACUUGGCUGGGUUUGCGCAGAACUAGCUUACAAUUUCCCAACAAAUUUGUCCUCUAGUGAGCUCCCCGGGAUCAUUAUCGGUCGGUGAAGCUAUGUAUUCGGAGAACCCUUAUGAAUUCACGAAGCAUGCUGGGUGUUGUGAUUUCGUAGCUUGUGAAUCCAAGACUUAGUACUCGUAGCUUAAACAAAACCAUGCGCUAACACAUAUCACCUUUACUCUGUGUAUUUAUCCUGUAAACACUUC